UUAAAAUUGUCAACAUUUCUACAAUUAAAAAAGAAAGAAAAUGUAAUCAUAAUUACAUCACUUUUGUUUAAUAUUUUCGUUAUUUCGCUAUACCAUACAAAAUGAUCAUCUCUGAUUUCAUGUUUAUUUAUUUAUUUAUCCUAUUAUUAAUGGUGAAUCUUAGUCAAACACUGCUUGGUAUCUGGUCAUUGAUCAUCUAUACUCUAGUCAUUAUUUUUGCCUUUGUUUCGAUAAAAAUAUUCGCCCAUGUUAACAAUGAGAUAAUCGGUCUUUGGAAACGACCUUGUGUUGAAAAUCUUUGUGAAAAUUGGCUUGAUGAAAAUUAUUUCUCUAAAAGUAUAACCAAUGAUGAAAUGAACAUUUGUCUUGAGUGUGGUGAAAAAAAUUGUAAUCAACAUGAUCAAGGAUUGUUCAUAUAUGAACAACCAUGGAAACAUUUGUUGAUCGAUGAAAAUUUGAAUACAAAACUAGAAGAUUUAUUUGAAUUUUUAUUGGAAAAAUAUACAUCACCAUGGUUAAUGAAUAUUUCAUACAAUCCUCGUUCGAUUCUGCUUCAAUUCAAGCAAUUGAUUCGCCUGGUUGCAUCUUCUUUGAUAAUACGGGUGAAAAAUCAUAUCAAUCUUGAUGAAAUCAUAAUGAAUAAAUUGCCAGGACAUUUAAUACAGCAUUUGGAAAUGUAUAUUCAUGGAAAACGAAAUGCACGUUCUGCUCAUUUCCUUGAAGAAUGUGUUCUCAAACAAUACGGUUCCAUUGUACAUCCUGCCGUGAUAAACUAUGAAAAUGAGCUCAAAUAUUUUAAAUCAAUAGCCAAUUUAAUUAUGCAUACAACAUUGCCACCAAAAUAUAUCCAAUGUGACAUAUCAAAAUCAUUUUUAAAUGAAUUUAUUGCAUGUUGCAUUAUUAAUCCACUAGUUGAUAUAUUAAGUGAUCCGGAUAAAAUAAACAUCAUUUUCAUUUAUUUACUCGACGAUAGAAAUAAGAAUUAUGUUCAUGAGAAGGUCAAUAUGAAGACUACUGUUAACUCUAAAAUUCAUUUUUUGCAUCGAUUCCGUAAUGAUUGUGAUUGUGAAAUCCUAAUUAAUGAUAUUGGAGAGAAAAUGCCAAAGAAUCUUUUCGGUGUUCGAUUGAAACAAAUUUUUCAAAAUGAACAUUUGCUAUUUUUAUUCACAAGAUUUGCACGUGAAGAAAAUUUUCUCAAUUAUCUGCAAUUCUCUAUGCAUAUGGAUUCAUUUUUGGCUUUGAUCAUAAAUCCUGAGCUACGUUCAGAUCAAUUAAAAAAAUUACAUUUAAAUCUUAAAUCAAUUUAUGAUCUAUAUUUUCGUCGUGAGAGCCGAGAUUUCAUAGACUUUGAUGAUGAUACAAUUUAUGAAGGAUUUCACAAUGUAAUUGAAGAUAGUUACGAAAAUGUGGAUCAAUUCCGUAAUUGUAAAUCUUUGUAUGAAGCAUAUGAAUUUGUUAAUAAUGUUUUAGAUCGUAAUGCACAGAGAUUUUUUCAGACCGAAUCAUACAUGGAAUUGAUUUGUGGACAUCUCAACAUUGAUUCGAAUAGCGAGCAUCUUGAUUUAUCCAAUAAAAAAAAUGAAUUCGAUAGUUCGAUGAUGCUACAGAAUGUUAUCGAUAAUCAAAACAUGCAUUAUCAUGGCAAUAAUUUUGAAUCAAUCGAUGAGAUGAACAACGACAAUGACGAUACAGAAUCAUUUUCAGAAGAUUUAACUAAUUGGCGUGUGACCAUACCUCAUAUUUCUGUACAUUUCGAUGAUAUAACAAAUCGUGAAAAUUAUUAUUUUGAAAUUCAUGUACAAAAACUUCAUUCUGCUAACGAUGUAGAUGAAUCGUCCACAUUGAUGAUCAAUGAAAGACAAUUCAAUGAAUUUUAUACGUUAGAAUCAAAAUUAAAAGAAUUUCAUGGUGAAGAAAUCGACGCCAUCAGUUUGCCACCACGUCGAACAUUUGUUCGAAUAACUAAACAAUUGUUAGAAACACAUCGAGAAAAAUUUGAAAAAUUUUUGCAACAACUUUUAUCAAAUGAAUCGAUGAAACGUAGCCGAUUAUUUUAUAAUUUUUUAAAUUCACCCAAAGAUACAUUUGCUGUUAAUUUUAAUCUAACCAAAAUGAUUCGUAAUGUACCGUCAAAAUUUUCGAAAGAAAAAGGGCAACAUUUGUAUUCAUUUUUGAAAAAUUUUAUUAAUUCAUGUGAAAAAGAUCCAGUCACAUCAAAUGGUCAACAACAAAGUCCAAAAAAACAACAAACAAAAAAUUCAAAAAAUAGCAAUAAUCAAAUCAAUAAUAAAAGACGAAAAAGUUUUAUUGUUAAAUGGCCAGAAAUAGUAUUGACCGAUAAUGAUGACAAUCAUUAUGACAAUAAACAUCAUGUUUCAUUCAAAUUUCUAUAUGAUUAUAUUCUAACAAUACUGAUACGUUUUUAUUCAUUAUCGAAUAGAUUGAAAUUUAUUUUCUUUCUGUUUCGGCCAAUAUUUCGUCAUACUUUGCAAGGUUUUUGUCAUUAUCAACUGCGAAAAAAAUUAAAACAAACAUUCACUGCAAUAAAUAUUGCCACAAUGAUUGAUCAUUUAAAAGAAUCUUUAAAAUAUGAUGAAUCUAAUCAUGAUGAUGAUCGAAAUAAUGAUUACAUCAAUAAUCACUAUAGAAAAAUCAAUUUUCCAAUGAAUCUAACUAAGAAUCAACGAUCCGAAUUGGUGUUAAAAUUAUUGAAAAAUUUCAUACCAAAAUGGUUACUGGAAUUAUUUGUUGAUAAUGAAAAACAUGAAGAAAUUGUUUUCAUUAUUUUUUCAUUGUUACAGUAUCGAUUAUUAAAUAAACAAUUAUUAUAUCUGAUAAUAGAUUUAUUGUUGAAUGAAAUGUAUCCCGAAAAUUUACUGAAAACCAUCGAAUAUCAUCAUUUUUAUAAAAAAUAA
Dermatophagoides pteronyssinus (European house dust mite) is the source of this 2915-nucleotide messenger RNA. Its product is annotated as sorting nexin-14-like. The record is from RefSeq and is a predicted model, not a curated record. Lineage: Eukaryota; Metazoa; Arthropoda; Arachnida; Sarcoptiformes; Pyroglyphidae. Gene Ontology annotation, biological process: autophagosome maturation. Gene Ontology annotation, cellular component: late endosome. Gene Ontology annotation, molecular function: phosphatidylinositol binding.